This is a messenger RNA of Lachancea nothofagi CBS 11611, 816 nucleotides long. The record is from the annotation of a GenBank genome assembly. NCBI's taxonomy places the organism in Eukaryota, Fungi, Ascomycota, Saccharomycetes, Saccharomycetales, Saccharomycetaceae.
AUGAGCUACAGAGAUAGACUUGAAGGCUUAGCGGCAGAUGAGCCAGAGAGUUUACUGAAACUGCUGAAACAAGAAGACGAAGAAAUAGAAUCCAAAUUGGGCUUGAACAAUGGCAUGCUGAAUCUACACCGAGUGAUAAACGAAGAUCCAGGGCUUAGGAAACGCAUUGAAAGAAUUCUCGAUAGGUUCUAUCCUAAUGACAUCAAUGCUAAGAGCCAGGAAAAUAAUGAAGAAGACGUUGAUGAUAUAUACGAUGCUGAUGAGCAUCGAGUGAAGUCGGACGCAAAGUUGAGAAUCGUAGACACCGAAGAGGAGGUAAUACCACCGGAAAAUUUCAGCCACAUUGUAGGCGAAAUAUACCGGUCAAGUUUUCCGCGACCGGAAAACUUCCCGUUUUUGCAGAACAGCAUAAAGCUUAAGUCUAUUAUGGUUCUUAUACCGGAAGAUUAUCCACAGGAAAACCUGGAUUUUAUGUCUCAAGCCAAAAUCAAGCUAUUUCAAAUUGGCAUGAGUGGCAAUAAAGAACCUUUUGUCAACAUUCCCUCUGACUUGCUAACAAGUGCUUUGGAGGUAGCCAUAAAUCCAGAAAAUCACCCUAUUCUGAUACACUGCAAUCGAGGAAAACAUCGCACAGGAUGCCUUGUCGGGUGCAUUCGAAGAUUGCAAAACUGGUCAUUAACAAUGAUUUUUGACGAAUACCGACGGUUCGCGUUUCCAAAAGCCAGAGCGUUGGACCAACAAUUUAUUGAGAUGUAUGAUGAAGAAAAGAUCAAAAAAACUGCACACGAGAAGAAGUGGUUACCCAUCAAGUGGUAA